AUGGAGGAGGGCGCUGCCCAGCUUGGGCACAAGCGGCGACGAUCCGAGCCCAAGAGCGAGGGGGAGCCACAGGAGCAGAAGAGGAAGGGAAAGAAGAGGGGUAAGAAGCAGAAGGCGCUGACGCCACUCGACCAUGUGCCGCUCCAACCCAUCGGCCUGUUCGAGUCGUGCUUCCUGGAGCGACACGGCACCCCGCGCCAAGGCCUCCUCGUGCCCUCGUCGCGCGGCAAGCUCACGCUACGCCGGUCCGAGGUGUUGACGAAUCCCAAGGACGCGCUGAUCGGGCUCGAGGGCCACUCGCACGUGUGGAUCGUCUUCCUCUUCCACAACAACGUGGGCAACCCCAAGAACCGGGUACAGCCGCCGCGCCUCGGCGGGCGCAAGCUCGGCAUGCUGGCCACCCGCACGCCCCACCGCCCAUGUCCAAUCGGCCUGAGCGUGGCCCGCGUCGAGUCGAUCGAGGGCGAGACGCUGCACCUGUCGGGCGUCGACCUGGUCAACAACACGCCCGUGCUCGACAUCAAACCCUACAUUCCGCGCUACGACGCCAUCACCGACGCCAUCACGGCCGAGUGGCUCGUGGAGCUGGACGGCAAGCAGAAGAAAGACGGCGAGGAGGACGAGCAGGAGGAGUCUGGCAGCGGGCGACUGCAGGUGCAGAUGUCGAACGAGGCCGUCGAGAGCCUGCAGCGUCACGCGCACGCGCUGCGCUUCUUCAAGAACGACUGGGAGCGGGCCAGGCGGUGUAUCGAGGAGGUGCUCGCGCUCGACAUCCGAACGCUCCACAUGAAGCGGAAGCACAGGGAGGGCACCUACGACGUGCGGAUCGACGUGAUGAACAUCACCUUCGUCGUCAACACCGAUAGCCGGGUGUGCACGGUGCAGCGGAUCGACCUGUGGCCCGAGAGCUACGACUACGAGGACUUCAACGAGGUCAAGAAGAAGCGACUCACGCCCGCUAGCCUCGCCGAGCGGCCGGUCGACGUCGGUACCAGCACCAGCAGCGCCGCGGACACCAACACAACCAGCACCAGCACCAGCGACGACAGUCACAAGGACUAG
Acanthamoeba castellanii str. Neff is the source of this 1062-nucleotide messenger RNA. RefSeq lists its product as uncharacterized. Lineage: Eukaryota; Discosea; Longamoebia; Acanthamoebidae. Bases 1 to 1062 code for a protein of 353 amino acids. The transcript is spliced from 2 exons. The record is from RefSeq and is a predicted model, not a curated record.